Molecule: messenger RNA, 2419 nt
Organism: Serinus canaria (Common canary)
Lineage: Eukaryota; Metazoa; Chordata; Aves; Passeriformes; Fringillidae
Gene: ALDH8A1
Product: aldehyde dehydrogenase 8 family member A1
Exons: 7
Coding region: 151-1614 (487 amino acids)
Biological process (GO): retinoic acid metabolic process
Molecular function (GO): retinal dehydrogenase (NAD+) activity
Source: RefSeq, a predicted model, not a curated record
CCAGGGUUUGUUCCCACUUGUAAACAAGUGGUGCAGGGAAGACUUAGAGAUGGGGGAGGAGUUCAGACUCACUGUGCAAAUACAUACAGACAUACUAAUCUAAAUUGAUGCCUCGUUGAAAAAAAUCACAGGUGAAGCAAGCAGGCUGCAAUGGCUCACUCAAAGGCUCUCUUAGUGCUGGAAAACUUCAUAGGUGGCAAAUUUGUUCCUUGUUCCUCCUACAUAGACUCCUAUAAUCCGUCCACCGGAGAUGUCUAUUGCAGGGUUCCAGACAGUGGCAAAGAAGAGGUGGAAGCUGCUGUCAAAGCUGCCAAAGAUGCCUUCCCAAUUUGGUCCUCAAAAAGUCCAUUGGAAAGAUCUCAAAUCUUGAACAAAUUGGCAGACCUGAUUGAACAUGACCUGGAAGCAUUUGCACAAGCAGAGUCAAAGGAUCAGGGAAAAACGAUUACAUUUGCCAGGACAGUGGACAUCCCUCGGGCUGUGCACAACUUCCGGUUCUUCGCCUCUUCCAUCCUUCAUCACGUCACAGAGUGCACCGAAAUGCCGGCCAUGGGCUGUGUGCACUACACCUCCAGGGCACCUGUGGGAGUUGCUGGUUUAAUCAGUCCUUGGAAUUUGCCACUGUAUUUGUUGACUUGGAAAAUAGCUCCCGCCAUUGCAUGUGGAAAUACUGUGGUUGCCAAGCCAAGUGAGAUGACAUCUGUCACAGCCUGGAUGAUGUGCCAACUCUUGGAGAAAGCAGGGGUGCCUCCUGGCGUGGUCAAUGUCGUGUUUGGGACAGGGGCCAAGGCAGGAGAGGCCCUGGUGUGCCACCCCGAGGUGCCUCUGAUCUCCUUCACGGGCAGCACGCUGACGGCCCAGCGGAUCACGGAGAGAAGCGCUCCGCACUGCAAGCGGCUCUCGCUGGAGCUGGGCGGCAAAAACCCCGCCAUCAUCUUCGACGACGCCGACUUGAGCCAGUGCAUCCCCACCACCGUGAGGUCCAGCUUUGCCAACCAGGGUGAGAUCUGUCUCUGCACCUCCAGGAUCUUUGUUCAGAGGGGAAUAUACAGUGAGUUUUUGAAGAGGUUUGUGGCAGAGGCCAAGAAGUGGAAGACUGGGAAUCCCUCAGAUCCUACAAGCGAUGUGGGAGCGCUAAUAAGUAAAGAGCAUCUAGAAAAGGUAAGGACCUACGUGAAGAAAGCCCAGGCUGAAGGAGCCAGAGUCCUCUGUGGAGAGGGAGUGGAUCCUUUGGCCCUCCCACCUGGCAACCAGAAAGGCUAUUUCAUGUUGCCCACAGUUAUUGCUGAAGUCAAGGAUGAAUCUUGUUGCAUGCAAGAAGAGAUCUUUGGUCCUGUGACGUGUGUGGUAGCAUUUGAUACAGAAGAGGAGGUGAUCAGAAGAGCCAACGGUGUGAAGUACGGCUUGGCAGCCACGGUGUGGUCCAGCAAUGUGGGACGUGUUCACAGGGUGGCACACAGGCUGCAGUCUGGGUUGGUGUGGACCAACUGCUGGCUUGUGAGAGACCUGAACUUGCCAUUUGGUGGGAUGAAAGCCUCAGGCAUAGGCAGGGAGGGAGCAAAGGAUUCCUAUGAGUUCUUCACUGAGGUCAAAACCAUCACAAUAAAGCACUGACCUAUGUCAACAGAAGUAUUUUAGAGUAAAAUAAAUGACAGCAAUAUGAGUUACCAAAAAUAGCUCCUUAGAAUACAGGCCAUUCCUUUCUUGAGCUUUGGUCAAGUAAUAUCAAUGACAGCUGAGAAUGACCGUCCCAAAUGCUGAUGUUAAAGUCAGUUUUUCAUGUUGGAUGAGAAGGUCAGUGUGGAAUCCACAAUCAACCUAUCCAAAGGCUUGCCUGUCUUACAGAUCACCUUUUUAAUAUUUUUGAUAUUUUUGAUAUUCCUGCCUCAAAAAUCUGUCCCUUUAAGGCAAAUUGGAGAAAGAGUAUAUGGCAGUAGCUCUGGUUUGUGAAUUACCUUGAGGGACAAAGUAGCAAGCAUGUGGUGAGACUUAUAUUGUAAAGGGGAAUCAGCUCAUUUUCACUCUACAUAGUGUGGUCCACACCUCACUGAUAUCAGACAGGAUUGAUACUACACUACACUGAAAGCCUGAGGAGCUAUCUUCAACCUACUCUAAGUGGCUUUAAACCGUGGGGUCAUGACAUUCUCUUGAUAUUCAUGGAGACAAUAAAUGUUUUAAUUAUAACCUUCUUUAUGGUAGGGAGCUGAAUCAUCCUAAUACCUGUUCUCUGACUGUUUUGAAAUGAAAACCUUUUGUCACUUCAAGACCUCAGUCAUGGUGGUUUUUACAUCCCUGCACGAAAAUAUUGGCUGCAUCACACACAGUGUAACUCUUCAUUAAUAAAACCUAGAAUUUACUCCUGAGAGAACAAACUGUUGGAAAUGUUUAUCGCCAAAAUAUAAAACCACUUCCAACUCUU